Molecule: messenger RNA, 2243 nt
Organism: Tupaia belangeri chinensis (Chinese tree shrew)
Lineage: Eukaryota; Metazoa; Chordata; Mammalia; Scandentia; Tupaiidae
Gene: CDC42EP3
Product: CDC42 effector protein 3
Exons: 2
Coding region: 462-1223 (253 amino acids)
Biological process (GO): positive regulation of actin filament polymerization; Rho protein signal transduction; regulation of cell shape
Cellular component (GO): plasma membrane; cytoskeleton; cytoplasm
Molecular function (GO): small GTPase binding
Source: RefSeq, a predicted model, not a curated record
CGCUGGGGGCCGGGGGGGGCCGGAGCUAGGGACCGAGCGUGGGACCUUGCCGCCGGCCGGCGCGCCUUCACACCUUCACGCGGUCUCGGGGAGGAUAACGCUGUGAACAGGCGCCGCGCUGGCCGACCCAGCUGGAACUGCGCACACCGGCAGGGACUGCGUGCGCCGCCGGAGGCGUCGCGCGGGGCUCGGGCUGGGGCAGCGGCCAGGAUCCUCUCCGGCUGCUGGGUUUUUACUGCUGCAGAAGGGAUUGGAAUGAUGUGAGCAGCUCUCCAAGAAGUUCCACUUGACCAUAACCUCCAAAAGGUCUUUUAAAGCCCAUCUCAUUUCAGUGUGACCUCUCUUGCCACUUGAGAAGAUGAUGUGACAGUUCCCACCAAGGAUUUUUCAGAAACUUAAAAUAUCCGUGAAGAAAGUGGCCCUUUCCCCCUUUGACAAAAUAGACAUUCUCCAGUUCCAAAAUGCCAGCCAAGACCCCAAUUUACCUGAAAGCUGCCAAUAACAAGAAAGGAAAGAAAUUUAAACUGAGGGACAUCUUGUCUCCGGAUAUGAUAAGCCCUCCCCUCGGAGACUUUCGCCACACCAUUCACAUCGGCAAAGAGGGCCAACAUGAUGUCUUCGGAGAUAUCUCCUUCCUUCAAGGGAAUUAUGAGCUCUUGCCUGGAAACCAGGAGAAAGUACGUGCUGGCCAGUUCCCUGGGCAUGAAUUCUUUCGAGCCAACAGCACCUCAGACUCUAUGUUCACAGAAACGCCCUCCCCGGUGCUCAAAAAUGCCAUCUCCCUCCCAACCAUUGGAGGCUCCCAAGCACUCAUGCUACCCUUAUUGUCACCGGUGACAUUUAAUUCCAAACAGGAAUCAUUCGGGCCAGCCAAGAUGCCCAGGCUUAGCUGUGAGCCCGUCAUGGAGGAAAAAGCUCAGGAGAAAAGCGGUCGAUUGGAGAAUAGGACGAUCCACCAGGGAGACACCUCGUGGGGCUCCAGUGGAUCUGCCUCUCAGUCCAGCCAGGGUAGGGACAGCCACUCCUCCAGCCUGUCCGAACAGUACCCCGAGUGGCCAGCCGAGGACAUGUUUGACCACCCUGCCCCCUGCCAGCUCAUGGAGGGAAAAACUAAAUCCGAGGAGUCCCUCUCCGACCUCACGGGUUCCCUCCUCUCCCUACAGCUCGACCUUGGGCCCUCACUUUUGGAUGAGGUGCUAAAUGUCAUGGAUAAAAAUAAGUAACACGAUGCCAGCUCUUGGGGGUAAAAGGUACCAAAACCAAUACAUAACAAAAACAGACUAAGUGAACCAUCAUCGAAGAGAAGAGCAUUUCUGUCUGUACUUGGAGUUGUGUAGUGGGUUUUCUAAAAUAACGUUCCUACAAAGUAUUUUUUUACCUGUUAUGCCCUGUUUGCAAAAACGAUUUAGGGGGAAAAAAAAUGAAAAAUUCCUGACCUGGCAAAAGAGGAAGUGAGUCCGUCAGCCUGUUUUCAGCAGGCAUUGCCAGUGUUCAGUUCACAAUUUUUGUUUGCAGACAUGUAAGAAAUCUGGCUUGGUCAGGAUUGACUCUAGCUAGGAAGGACUGCAUAAGUCUUAUUAAGGAAAUUUACAGUACUCUGGCAUUUCCUGGGCAAGAGGACAUCAACAUUUAUUUAACACCUAAGCCUUUUUUCUAGACUCUUUUCUAUAUUAUAUUGUUUGGGCUCACCAUCGCAAAUUCUCCAGUGUUAAGACUUUUCUCUGUUUUCACAGUUGAACAACUUUGUAUGGGUUUGGGGAUUUUCUUGUAGUUCUUAUAUAUCCCUAUAUAUUGUAUCUUUAUCACUGAAUUUUGACCGUCAGCUGUCAGCUACAUGUUGGUAAGACACAAGCAAAGUAUUACUGUAACUAAGUUAUUUUUAAAGUUAAAAUAUAUUUUUAUGUGCCUUUGGCAUUUGAUUGCAGAGUCUACAUUUUAUAGAUAAUACAUCACAUGUCAUUUGACUUGUUUUCAUUGGGUUUCAUUGUAAGCUGUGUACAUGUGUGCUUGGAAAAGUGUAUUCUUAAUUAGCUCUAUUAUUUUUUCUUUAUCUGUUAUCAUAUUCUAACAGCAGCCAACAAAGGAUUGUAAAGUGUAAAGGCGCAGGUUAUUCAUGAUGCUUCUGCAGAGACUGUGGGCUACACCACAUAAUGUUAUUUGAAAAUAUGGGUAUUUUAGUGCAGUACAUACUUGCGUUACAUAGGUACUUCAUGCAACACAAUAAAGAGUAAAUGUUAAAACAA